Molecule: messenger RNA, 892 nt
Organism: Prorocentrum cordatum
Lineage: Eukaryota; Dinophyceae; Prorocentrales; Prorocentraceae
Source: the annotation of a GenBank genome assembly
AUGCAGAAUUCGAUCGGGCUCGUGAGGUCAGAGGGCGUAUGGAGGACCCCGGAGCGCCCCGGCGGGCGCUCCGCGGGGCCGGCGGCUUUCGGCCCCGCGUCCAAGCGCGCGCACCUGCACGCCUUCUGGCAGCAGGUGCUCGGCGGGCGGCCCAUGGCCCUAGGCGGCGCCUCCCUGGGGGGCGGCAUCGCCAUUGACUUCGCGGCGGCGUACCCGGAGGCGGUCGAGCGGAUGGUGAUGAUCGACCCCCAGGCGUUCAUCGACGGCGCCCCCACCUUGGGCCCUCUUGGCUUCCUGGGGAUCCAGGUGCUCUCCUCCUGGCCCCUCCGAUCCAUGGCCAACCAGAUGGCUUACUUCGACAAGGAGAAGUACGCCACAGACGACGCGAUCCGCAUCGGCAGGUUGCACGUUGAACUGGACACCUGGUCGGAGGCGAGCCUGAACUAUCUGAACUCUGGCGGCUACACGUUGUCGCCCCUGGUCAGCCAGGUGCGCGUGCCGACGCUGCUGCUCUGGGGGGAGCAGGACGAGAUCUUGAACGGGGAGGAGAACGUCCCCCGCUUCGUGGAGGAGAUACGCGGGCCAGUGCAGGCGGAGUGGAUUGCCGAGUGCGGCCACGUGCCGCACUUGGAGCAGCCGAGGAGGACGGCCGAGCUGAUUGCUGCCUUCCUGGAAGGGUAGCCGUGCCCCCUCCUUUUCCUCCUCCUCCUCCUCCUCCUUCCCCUCCCCCCCCUUCCCUCCCCUCCCCUUCCCCCCUCCCCGCGCCGCCGUUGUUUUUUGUUCGGCGGAGCCGGCCGACGAGGCCAGGCGGGCGCAGCCCGCGCCUCCGCCGCCGGGGCUUCGGCCGCGGCGGGCCAGCGGGUGCGCGGCAUCUGCCGGGCCGCGCCCGGGA